UCAGGAGGAGGCAGGAAGUCAGGGUGGGACGUGGGUGCGAGGAGACAGGCGGUGGCUACGACGCUGAGGGGAGCUGAAACUGUGUCUGGGCAGCCAGGCUAGGCCAGGAAGACCAUGUGAAUGGGGCCAGAGGGCUCCUGUGCUGGGCAGGGACCAUGGGCUGUAGCUGCAGCUCAAACCUUGAAGAUGAUUGGAUGGAAAACAUUGAUGUAUGUGAGAACUGCCAUUACCCAAUAGUCCCACUGGAUGUCAAGGCCACGCUGCCCAUCCGGAAUGGCUCUGAAGUGCGGGAUCCACUGGUCACUUAUGAAGGCUCCAACCCUCCAGCCUCUCCACUGCAAGACAACCUGGUUAUCGCCCUGCACAGCUAUGAGCCCUCUCACGAUGGAGACCUGGGCUUCGAGAAGGGUGAACAGCUACGCAUCCUGGAGCAGAACGGCGAGUGGUGGAAGGCGCAGUCCCUGACCACAGGCCAGGAAGGUUUCAUCCCCUUCAACUUCGUGGCCAAAGCAAACAGCCUGGAGCCCGAACCAUGGUUCUUCAAAAACCUGAGCCGCAAGGACGCGGAGAGACAGCUCCUGGCGCCCGGGAACACGCACGGUUCCUUCCUGAUCCGGGAGAGCGAGAGCACCGCGGGGUCGUUUUCACUGUCUGUCCGGGACUUCGACCAGAACCAGGGAGAAGUGGUGAAACAUUACAAGAUCCGUAACCUGGACAAAGGCGGCUUCUACAUCUCCCCUCGCAUCACUUUUCCUGGCUUGCAUGAACUGGUCCGCCAUUACACAAAUUCUUCGGACGGGUUGUGCACGCGGUUGAGCCGCCCCUGCCAGACCCAGAAGCCCCAGAAGCCCUGGUGGGAGGACGAGUGGGAGGUUCCCAGGGAGACGCUGAAGCUGGUGGAGCGGCUGGGGGCUGGCCAGUUCGGGGAGGUGUGGAUGGGGUACUACAACGGGCACACGAAGGUGGCAGUGAAGAGCCUGAAGCAGGGCAGCAUGUCCCCCGAUGCCUUCCUGGCCGAGGCCAAUCUCAUGAAGCAGCUGCAGCACCAGCGGCUGGUUCGGCUCUACGCUGUGGUCACCCAGGAGCCCAUCUACAUCAUCACGGAAUACAUGGAGAACGGAAGCCUGGUGGAUUUUCUCAAGACCCCCACAGGCAUCAAGCUGACCAUCAACAAACUCUUGGACAUGGCAGCCCAAAUUGCAGAGGGCAUGGCAUUCAUUGAAGAGCGAAAUUACAUCCACCGUGACUUGAGGGCAGCCAACAUCCUGGUGUCAGAUACCCUGAGCUGCAAGAUCGCAGAUUUUGGCCUAGCACGUCUGAUUGAGGACAAUGAGUACACAGCCAGAGAGGGGGCCAAGUUUCCCAUUAAGUGGACAGCACCAGAGGCCAUUAACUACGGGACAUUCACCAUCAAGUCGGACGUGUGGUCUUUCGGGAUCCUGCUGACAGAGAUUGUCACUCAUGGCCGCAUCCCUUACCCAGGGAUGACCAAUCCUGAGGUGAUUCAGAACCUGGAGCGAGGCUACCGCAUGGUACAACCUGACAACUGUCCAGAGGAGUUGUACCACCUCAUGAUGCUGUGCUGGAAGGAGCGCCCGGAGGAUCGGCCCACCUUUGACUACCUGCGCAGCGUGCUGGAGGACUUCUUCACGGCCACAGAGGGCCAGUACCAGCCCCAGCCCUGAGAGGCCUGGCUGGCUGGGGCUUGGAGCCCUCCCCCCAUCUUGCCAACCGGGCUGGGAGAAAUGCAGUUUUUGUGUCACACCCAUGUGCCCUAUGCACAUAUGGACUCUGUGUGUGAAUGCCACCUAUGUGCAACACAUACACUUCUUGUGCCCUAUUCAUGGGUUCUGUUUGGGCUCUGCACAUGUGCUUGUACCUGUGUGGCCUGUGCAUGUAUGUCUUGGACAUUUGUUCAAACUGUCCCUUUCUGGGUCCCCCUAUUUGCAAGACCACCAAAGAGAGGAGAGAGGCCCGUGAUUGACACCAGCUUCUCCUGCCCCCUUUUCCUUUCUCCUGAUCCUCAAGGAGCUCCUUGAGGGCUGGGACCUUGUCUAAUACCUCUGUGUGCUCCUCUUUGGUGCCUGGCCCACAUCAGGAGCUCAAUAAAUGUCUGUGUUGGUGAAGAUUGUA
Vicugna pacos (alpaca) is the source of this 2133-nucleotide messenger RNA. RefSeq names its product LCK proto-oncogene, Src family tyrosine kinase (gene LCK). The record is from RefSeq and is a predicted model, not a curated record. Gene Ontology annotation, biological process: protein phosphorylation. Lineage: Eukaryota; Metazoa; Chordata; Mammalia; Artiodactyla; Camelidae. Gene Ontology annotation, molecular function: ATP binding; protein tyrosine kinase activity; protein binding.